AGCCGCUGCAGCGCUCGCAGUCGCAGAUCUGUCGUCUUCGUUUUCUCUGGCCAACUUCUUUCCUUAAAUCACACACUUCCUCUAAGGAAAAAUGCUAAAAUUAUACAAUGUUUUUUUAAUAAUUUAAUGAGAUGAAGAUCGGAGGGUGUUAAUUUCUUUCUUUUAUUGAUGAAUGUGACUGCAAUGACAUGUUGAUGUGCGAAAAAAGAUGUAUAAAAUAAUAGCUCUGUCCGCUCUCGUUCUAGUUGACCGCCUAUUGAUACCUGAGCACGACAAUGGCGAACCAGAGCCUUGGCGCUCUCACUUGGUGGAGGAAGUGGGCCAAGAAGAACUGGGCAAUCGCAGCCGUCGGAUUCUCCGUCGCAAUCUUCAUCUUCCCUCUCAUCUCAAACUCUUGGCGCGGCGAUGACUCUAACGUCAGCCAACCAUUCGAUGGCAGCCACUCCAUCGACGCCAAUCUGGUCGACCUCACCCUGUUGCACAACGCCAAGGACAGAGGCGCCCUUUGUUUAGAUGGGAGUCCCGCGGGGUACCAUUUCCAGAAGGGGUUUGGAUCUGGGUCUAACAAUUGGCUGCUUCACAUUGAGGGUGGAGGUUGGUGCGAUACAAUAUCAUCAUGUUCUUCUCGCAGCUUAAACCCUUUAGGUUCUUCCAAGUACAUGGAGCGUCAAGUUCCAUUUUCCGGGAUCUUGAGCCAUGAUCCGGCCCAAAACCCUGAUUUCUUCAGCUGGAACAAAGUCAAGAUACGUUAUUGUGAUGGCGCGUCAUUUGCCGGCCACCCCGAAAGUGAAAAUGGAACGGGACUUUUCUUCAGAGGGCAGCUCAUCUGGGAAGCACUUAUGGAUGAACUCUUAUCACUUGGCUUGUCUAGUGCAAAACAGGCUCUUCUUUCAGGAUGCUCUGCUGGAGGUUUGGCUUCUCUUAUACAUUGUGAUGAUUUUCCAACAUUUCUGCCCAAGGAUGCCACUGUCAAGUGUCUUUCCGACGCAGGUUUUUUCCUUGAUGAGAAGGAUGUUCUUGGAAAUCAAGUUUUUGGAUCUUUCUAUCGUGAUGUUGUCCAACUUCAGGGUGUAGCAAAAAGUUUGCACAAGGAUUGUGUUGCGAGAAUGGAACCACAUAAGUGCCUCUUCCCUCGGGAGAUUAUCAAAAACAUAAAGACUCCAGUGUUUCUUGUCAACCCAGCUUAUGACUUCUGGCAGAUACAAAAUAUCUUGGUACCAGAUGCGUCAGAUCCUCAUCACAGCUGGCAAAAUUGCAGACUAAACAUUCAUAAAUGUAAUCCUAGUCAGAUUGCAACACUACAAGGUUUCCGCAGUUCUCUGCUCGAGGCACUGAGUGAAUUCCAAAAAAACAAGGAAGGGGGGAUGUUUAUAAAUUCUUGCUUUGUUCAUUGCCAGACAUGGAUGCCUGACACAUGGCAUUCACCCAAGUCUCCAAGAAUAAACAAGAAGACCAUUGCAGAGUCUGUAGGUGAUUGGUUCUUCAAUCGAAACAAAGUGAAGCAAAUUGACUGCCCUUAUCCAUGCAAUCCCACCUGCCACAAUCUGGAUUUCACUCGAGGGUGAUGGAGCUUUUUACUGUCUAGUUUUUUCUAAUGGGUUAUUCUCAGCUCCAGAUCUCCAAAUUCUCAAAACACGCAGAUGGAAUUGUUUUUCUGCAUGUCCAAAGCAUGAUGAUCCUGUAUUUAAGCAGAUUAUGGCCAAUUGGAAUCCAUUGCAGUGUUAGGCUGUGAUUAAUAUACAAAGAGUGAAGACAAUUGUAUCACACUGAGUUCAAAACUCUGUUGUGCCAACUGCUUUUGUUGAAGUCACAGAACUUUUUCAAUUGCAUUCUUUACAAAGAAAAAACGAUGCUGUUUUACACUUGCUAUAUAUUCACUAUUUUGUGA
This is a messenger RNA of Corylus avellana, 1888 nucleotides long. Its product is annotated as pectin acetylesterase 5. Lineage: Eukaryota; Viridiplantae; Streptophyta; Magnoliopsida; Fagales; Betulaceae. The record is from RefSeq and is a predicted model, not a curated record. Gene Ontology annotation, molecular function: hydrolase activity.